UAAAACUGACGUCAAAUCAUUUGAGACGGUAGUAAAACAUCUAAACAAAAGGCUCUUUCGUCAGUGGGAAGCUUCGGCUGUGUAAAUACCAAAAAUCGGGAGUUAAUUGUAGCCUGAUAAUGGACUCAAAAUGAAAACGGAGCGGUAAAUAGUCAGAGCUGACGGUUCAUCUCGCGGUGCUCAGCUUUCUUGACAUGGAUUUAAUAACUUCUGUUGCGAAGACAGCCAGUACCCCAUCCCUGUUGCUGCACAAGAACGCCGUGUACCGUGAGGAGCUGCGACGGAAGAAAGUGUAUCUCGAGAAAAGCCUUUACAGGGCUUUAGGCAAGAUCAAACAUGAGGAGCAUAUUCUGAAAGAAAAGAGGGCGCAGUCUUGGGACUCUUCUGACAGUUUCCAAUUACGCCUACCAGGUUUUCGCUUUAGAGCCAACGGAGACUACAAAAAGUCAGUUUCUCGGAUGCGAGAAGAACGGCUAUGGGAAUCGCUUAGAGAGGUCAGAAAACGGAGAUCGUUACCGGGCAAGGAAUCGUCUGUUAAUAUCAUUGACACCUCCAUUGUCGACGGUAAAGGACCGCCGGAGGCACAGACAACAGUGGCAGAGGUAUCGUUGGCGGCGGUGGCUGCUGCUACUGUGGCGGCGGCGACGGAGGUGGCGGCGGUCGGCGCGCGUUCUGACAACCGGGACGAGGUGGGCAGCUUCCUACAUCCGCUCAACACGGUGCCUUACACCGUGCGCAAAGUGCAAUGCCAACUCGGCCUGCACUACCGCCCAAGGGCCGUAGCUUUCCUGGAUGGGGGUAACACUCUCAGUCCGAUGACGUACAAGGACAGCGCCAUGCUUCUGCACAAAGCUCUGAAGAAACCGGACUUAGAGGACCUGGCAAAGGGGCUGCGGACUAAGUGGAAGGACAGGGAGGAGCCGGAGAACAACAACAGCAACAGCAUCACCAUUACCAUCAGGGAGGCGCAUCAAGAGUCCCCCUUGCUGAGACCAUCCAUUGGCAGGUCCCAUGUGAAGCGUCGGUGCUUUGCCUGUCGCUAUGGCCAACAGUGUUGCCUGGACGAGAAAGGUGCUCGACAUGCCAUCACAGUCGUUGAUCGGCCACGGUGGCAACUAGUCCCGGCCGGCAAGCUUGUCCCUCAAGCACGCAGGCGGAUCAAACUGUUUUCUUCCAGCUCCGACAGUGGGGUUAGAGGCUCGUCGCAGUCCACUCAGCUCAGCUUGACCAACUCCUUGCCCGUUGUCAUGGACAGAAUUACGGCCACCCCACUCUCCUACCACCAGUCGUCUCAAAUGUACGUGGGGCUGCGCAAGGCCUCUGACCACAGGCAUUCCGCCUCACUGCUCGCCACACAUCUGGAGGACGACCAGGAGGAUGUCAUCCUCAAGAUAGCUGGCACCAACCGAUCUCUGUCGGGUUGUUCGUCUUCGAAAGAGGAUUCCUUUGUGAACAUUAUACCUUCCAGGCACUUGGGCCUCAAUGAACUUAAGAAGAAGAUAAAGGACGAAAACGAGGUACUCAAGUCCAAAGUAGAUGGAUUCUUGAAGACUCUGAGCAAAAACACAAAAAGGAUCUUUCUGAAAGCAGCUCUGGAAGAAAGCCCAGACUUCCUAAAGGAGCAGAAACAUUAUCAGCAAGAGGAGUUUGAAAUGGUUUUAAAAAACUCUCAGAUUAUUGAGCGCCAGUGCCUUUCAGUUUUGGACUUUGAUGUUGGGAAAUUGAAAGUGUGCAUCCAAGGUGAACGUUCAAAUGUCUACGCAGCACAGCGAGCCAUCGACACACUUUGCAUGGGUCAGUAUGAUUUUGUAGAUGCUGAUCUGAAGAAAGAAUUUCCUGAUGUCUCCAGAAAUUAUGUGCCAAACCAGCAUCAGCUUCCUUUGCAGCAAAAGCAGAUAUAUUUGCUUGAAGGACAAGAACAGACUUAUUUUCCACUGCCUGGGAUGGUGUCAGGUUACACAAGGACUGAUUCUCCUCAUGAAUUCCCACAGUCCCCUCGGAGAUCGCCAGUCAGGGACAUAGACAACAAUGUCAUAUUUCCAUCUAGCCAAGUGGGAUCCAGCAAAGCAGGUGAUCUGAUAGAGGAAAAAGUGUUUUCAUCGGAUCUCUACUCUGAUUCGUUGGUUGAACGUGGCACUGCUCCAUCAAGGCUGUUAGACAAAACAUUUGCCCAGAUUGUGUCACUAAAGGAGGACCCAGAGAAAGAGCUCAAUUUUUCUUUCUCCACAUCACCUGUAUCUUACUCCCCAGAUGAAGACAUUUCUGGGUAUCCAUGUGACUAUGACAGGUCUGAUCAUCUUUAUCAGAGCAGACUGAAAUUUGCUUUGAAACUAGGUUAUUCGGAACACCACUUGGAGAUGGCGUUGGAAAAGCUGGGUCUUGUUUGUGAUGAGGACAAACUUCUUCACGAGUUGAUAGAAAAUUCAGUGGGAGCUGCAGAAGAUUGUUUGGAUUCUCCUACCAUCACAAAUAUCACACCCGUGGAUGUUGGGAGUUCAGAGGAGUUUCUGGGAGUGAUGAAGAAAGUAGCCAGGUCUGAUGACUCCAGCAGCAACUUACGACACAUUGUGAUUGACGGCAGCAAUGUUGCCAUGCAUCAUGGAAAAACAGUGUUUUCCUGUUCUGGCAUAAAAAUCGCUGUUGACUGGUUUCGACAAAGGGGCCACAAAGAAAUCACAGUGUUUGUGCCACAGUGGAGGAAAGAACCUUCUCGUCCAGAUGCUCCUAUAAACAAUCAAGAAAUCCUGCGAGAACUUGAGAAAGAAGGAAUUGUGGUGUUCACCCCAUCACGCCGAAUCAAAGGUCGCCGCAUGGUCUGCUAUGAUGACCGCUUUGUGCUAAAACUUGCUGCUGAGACGAAUGGGAUUGUUGUAUCAAAUGAUACGUACCGUGACUUGCUAAACGAGAACCAGGAAUAUCGUAAAGUGGUGGAUGAACGUCUCCUGAUGUAUACAUUUGUAAAUGACAGGUUUAUGCCUCCAGAGGAUCCACUUGGACGCCGUGGACCAACUUUAGACAACUUCCUUCGUAAAGAGCCAUCAAAUCCUCCACCACUGCCCCCUCCAUGUCCAUAUGGGCGCAAGUGUACAUAUGGAAACAAAUGCAAGUAUUACCACCCAGAGCGAGGGUCACAACCUCACAGGUCAGUUACAGACAUGCUGAAGGAGCAGGCAACCAUCAAGAUGCAGGAGCACGCUAACAAGGGACAGGAUUCCGGGACAAGGGUCGCAAGAGCAAGCCAAAAGACCCGUACACAGUCUCUUGUCACAGGAGAUUUUGCACCAACAGAGAAGUCAGGAGCUUCACUGCUGUCUCCUAUACUUCAAGAACAAGACUCUGACACAAUUGCUAGGCUCCGGCCUCCUCUGAAGCAGUCAGGAAAAACAUCAGAUUACCUAAGUGAGCACAGAAAAAGGCUAGAAGAAGCCCUGGCUGUCAAGAACACCUUCACCAGUGAAGCUGAGGUGCUUUACUCCAGGCCACAUGAAACAUCUUCACCCAAGCCUCAGGAAUCUCCUUCAUUAUUGCCGUUACGCCCAGGCUCAAGAGUUUCUUCCCCUGCAAUGCUGAACGUACCUUAUUCCGACAGCCAAGAAGGACCAUUGGUCAGCGGUCAUCUUCUUUUGGCUAAGAAGCUGUCAGAUGAAGGGUCAGAAUCAACUUUUUUUACAAGUGAAGGAGCUUCCAGUCGCAACAGCCCUGUCAUGCUGACAAACUCGGCAGCUUUAGGGGGAAGCAGGCGCGAGUCACUGCCAAUGCAUUUAGAAGGGCGUCUUCCAUCCCCACCAGAAUCACAGCAUCCAAUGAUGCAGAUUCAGCAGCAGACUCAUUCUUCCUUUUUUGAUGACCAAAGCUCUUAUGGACUGUGCUUGUCAGGACCAGCCUGCUUGCCUUCCCAGCAGCACCAGAUGUACCAGCAAGAUCCAGCCUUCAGUGGCACAGGGUAUGGGGCUCACUAUAACAGCUAUCCUACAACAGAACAUGGUAUUAUUGGCGACCAUAGCUACAGAGAACAUUUUUCCCUGAAACCUCAGCAGAGCUGCCCGCCAAACCAGGGUUUCGUUCCCAGCACAGCAGGACGCCCUCUCAGAGGAAUGAUGCGCCAGAACAGCUCCUCUGAUCCUCAGUUACACAUGUCUGGGAUCAGUGAGGCUGGCCCGGCAUGGCACCAAACCCCUAUUCCAUUAUCCCCCUUGCCUCCUGCAGACACAAUUAGUGGGCACAGCAUGUUCAUGCCUGCUGGAUACCCAGGUCAGCGAACUGAGCAUCAUGCCCGUCCAUUGAUGCGAUCCACAUCCAUGCAGGCCCAGCAUAGGUAUCAUCAGCAGCAGAGCAUCCAGUUGGCCAGCUUUGAUCGCCAGAUGAGUGAGGGAGUGUUUGGAUCACAAGAUAUGUAUGGUCUUCCUUCACCGUCUGUGUAUCCUAUGUCAGAAAUGCCUUACGGAAAUUUUCCCACUACACCUACAGGCAUGACAUCAGGUCUGAUGGCAGUCCAGAGCCCUGUGGCAACCCAUUGGCAUCAGGAUCCUUUCCACAGCUUAUCCCCUUCGCAUGUUUCAUCGCCAACGCGUAGCUUUCCUCUGGACCGUGCAAUCCACACCUCCGACCCUAGGUAUCCCAUGUACUACAAUCUUUGUGGCAUCUUUGCUGAACCUAGGGUACGUGCAGUCAUGAAUAAGUUUCCAGACGAGACAAACCCCAAGAAACUGUGCAACAGCAUCAUGCAGUUGCAUCUGUGAUCAGCGUUUGCCUUUUUAAAAACCUGCCACCAAGCAGGAAAUGGCAAGACGAGUUUCCAGAGUACACGGCUGUCAACCAGUUCUCAGCCCGUCAUUCUUUAAGCAACUUCCUUGAAAGGCACAUGAACAGGGAACUCCCCACCCCCUACCCCCCAUCUCGCCCAGACCUUUUUUCCCUUUUUUGGAGGAAUCUAUGUGGUUUGUAGCAUUAUUUGCAAAUACGCACAAAGCCAAAUGGAAGACAUGCAUAAAGAGUGACAGGCUGCUGUACUUGUUGCUUUCAGCUGUGACCUUGUAGUUUUCGGAACGAAAACUUCCAGUACAGCAGCUGUGCUGCCCACACUUAGGCUUAUACACAUUGUGUGUAACACAUAGUUUGUUGAUUAAUGUAGUAGGUCCGUCACUCUAUGCAAAGCAUCUCCCAAUUCUGUGAUAUUGACAUAAACUGAGGAAGUAAUGUCAAGAGCUGGUGUCACUUGUCAUGAUAUGGUGAACACGCCAUGAGAAGCAUCCUGUUUCACAUCUCGUGACUACAUUACAAUUUUAACAGGUUGGUUGCACAAAACUGAUUGACUCAACUGUAUAGAUAUGAGAUGGAACAUAUUGGGACAUCAACUGCUUCAUUUUCAGUAUGGAGACUCAAGUGUUAAACUGCUUGACAUUUAACCUCAUGUUUGGGUUGGGUGAACUUGAGCUGGUCUCCACAUGGGAAAACAGCAUGCACAAGCAAGGAUGAACUUGUUCUGAGUCCAUAGUUACCUGUGAUCUGGUCACAAAGUUCAUUAGCUUGCUGUUAAGUUAGCUCUGAGAAUUCAGUUAUAGGCUCACCUUUCAGUGCAUCUAUUUGUUAUGGUUGGAAUGUGAAAAUAUGAAGAAAAGAAAUUUAAAAUUUGUGCUGUUUUCAUAGUAGAUGACUUUGCCAUAGCUGAAAAAGACACUGUAACACUUGUAAAUCCCAUAGCAUGUUUUGUUUUUUUAUUUCGUAGUUUGAUGUUUUGCUUGUGUGCCUUUUUUUAAAAUACCUGACAGCAUGUGGUUGGAUGUUGCUUUUUAAAGCAUUGAGUGUAGCAAAAUGUUGGGGCUGGCUCAUUAUGUCCUGUAAACGUUCACUCUGGUAUGUAAAAUAUACCCUGGGAUAACAGUAAGAGAUGCUGUUUUCAGGCUCAUGUGGUAGUAAUAAUAAUUCAAUUUGUGUCAUGCAGUGGAAGUGAUGGUAUAACUUUGCAAGUGCUUAUUUGUUAGUUUUAUUUUAGGUUCACUUGUGACUAUUUCAUUGAAUGCACUGUGUACAUUCUCGUGUUAAAAAAUUACUUGUAUUUAUCAUGAUGGUGUGUCUCCAUGGUAAUUGUUUGACAAAAUCUUCACAUUUUGGGCAUUUUGUGGACUGCAACUGGUUUGUAAGGAAAUGAAACAUUUUAUGUCUGUUCUUUUACACAAUCUUUAAUGAUGAAUUUUCAUAAUACUGGGAUAAGCCAGUGCUAGUGUCAAAGUGUUUACUGCUCAUGUUCUGUACAUCUGUACAUGAUAUAUAUAUUGGGUUGCUGGUAUUAACCUCCACCCCCUACCACGCCUUUUUUUUCUUUCAUUUUGGUGGGGUUUAGGGUAUAAUGGCGGUGGUUUUGUGUGGUUUGCUUCAUAUAAUAGUCUGCUCUGGAAGUCGGUGUUCAUACACAUUUUUGGCAAUUGAUGUUAUAUUUGUCAUUGUGUGAAUUAACUGGUCACUACUAGAUGUAAGCAAAUUACAGAAAACAUAAACAACAGCAUUGCUAAGAGGCUGUUGCUGAUCACUUUUGGUGCCUUUUCUUUCUUUUUUUGUAAAUUUUGGUCUGUUUAAAUGUUUUAAAGAAAAAAAAAGUGGCGAAAUUCGUCACGUGGCGAAGUACCACAUCAGACAUAUUUACCUAUCACCGGGUGGUGAAGAUAUAAAGUACCUCAGUGUCUGAGGCUGUAAGUCAGUGUGGUUUCAGUUGUGUCUCUUCGCCAUCUCACCUUGCUAUAAAUCAGUUACCUUUGUAACUUGUGUAAGUUGAUGAUGAGUAUCUAAGUGAGUUAGUGUCAUAUUAUUAGCAGUAGACUAACCACCAAGAUUUUUGGCAAGGCAAAGAUUGAUCUUUAUUUGUCAACCUGAUAGCUUGAUAAUGGUCAAAAUGGAAAGACUACGUAAGUUGUAUCAUUUGUUACUGUGUAUUACAUCGCUGGAUUUGAUGUUUUAAAAUCAUAGUUUUUAAGCAUGUUCACCAGUGUAAUGGUGUAUUGCCUGAUGUAUGUAUUUUAGCUUUGUUUUGAAACUAACUUCUCCUUGACAAUGGCCAGUUUUAAUUUUUUUAAUCCUUAUUAAAAUACUUGAGCUAGGUAAACAUCAGAAGGGGAUUUUCACAAGUUGUCUUUGAUACUGUUCUUAGAAGGAAGAACAUAUGGACGUGAUAUUUAGAGGGCAUUGCAAGCAAAAGUUGCAAAUAGAAUAUAGUUAUAUAUAAUUUGAGAAGUUAUGUAGUUUUUAUUUUUGGUGUGUUUUGUGUAAAUACCCUUAUUAAAAUACACUGUAAAUAAAGAAAACAUUUUUUCUUGCAAGUGUUCAUUGCUUUUUUUCCUUGUAAAGCCAUAAAUUUGAGCUGUCAGUGGUGUUAGAAUGUUUUUUAUAAGAUCUAGUAGUACUGGUUGUACUUAGCAAUGCUAAUAGAAUUUUGUGAACAAAGUGUGCACUCCUGAAAAUAAUUUUGCAAGUCAGUUGAAAUUUUUUUAUCGAAAAGUAUUGUCUAUAUCUCCAAAGUAAAUUCAGUUAUCAUUCUUUUCUGAAAUGGAUUUUAUGAAUAGUGGAGGUUAUGUAAUGCAAGCUUUAUGAAGAGCUGUCAUGGCUGCAAGAUCUUGAUUAAUGUGGGAUAAUUUCUUUUUGUUACUGUAGUAUAAUUCAUGUAUGUAAUGGUACACGUAUGUAGAUCAGCAUUAUUCUCAUGGAGUUUUACUGUUGCAUAGGGAUGGCGCGACUUCCAUUUUUCUGCAGCAUUAAAAAUUAAUCGUUGAGGGAGAAGGGUAGUGUAGGCUUGCUAUAAUAAUGAAAAGACUGGCCAGUGAUUCAGAUUUGAAUGGGAAUUAUAUAGUUAGCUCUGCAUGACAGUUUAUUUAUGCCGCCAGUCCUUAGUUUAUCAGAAUGCACGCUCUUUUUUGUGUAGCAUACACACAUUUGCACAUGCUUGCUAGCUUACUGAAAACUUUAAACUGUUGAAGGGAUUGAUCAUAUACUUGUAGUUGGAAAUGUAAAAGGAAAUUAAUUUCUGAAGUGAAUAAAGCUUGGAUUAUGUGUU
Pomacea canaliculata is the source of this 8041-nucleotide messenger RNA. RefSeq lists its product as uncharacterized. Gene Ontology annotation, molecular function: RNA endonuclease activity; metal ion binding; mRNA binding. Gene Ontology annotation, cellular component: nucleus; cytoplasmic ribonucleoprotein granule. The record is from RefSeq and is a predicted model, not a curated record. Lineage: Eukaryota; Metazoa; Mollusca; Gastropoda; Architaenioglossa; Ampullariidae.